Molecule: messenger RNA, 1132 nt
Organism: Haplochromis burtoni (Burton's mouthbrooder)
Lineage: Eukaryota; Metazoa; Chordata; Actinopteri; Cichliformes; Cichlidae
Gene: taco1
Product: translational activator of cytochrome c oxidase 1
Exons: 6
Coding region: 91-981 (296 amino acids)
Cellular component (GO): mitochondrion
Source: RefSeq, a predicted model, not a curated record
GUCCGAUUCCGACGUCAUCUCAACCCGGAAGUACCGGUCUGACAACAAGGGCAGAAGCAGCUGCGUGCUCUCUUGACUUGUCAGCUCGGCAUGGCGGCUCCGGUGCUGCUGCUGUUGAGAGCUCUCCGCCCCCCUGUGUCCGCGGCUUCCAGCAGGUUCCCAUCUCUGGAGCCAGUUCUCCCGCCGUCUUCAUGUGUGGUGUCCUCAGGGUGGAGGACUCCUCCUGCCCGGACACUGCAGCUGUGCCCCGCUUUGUGUGCCGGACAUAACAAGUGGUCAAAGGUGAAGCACGUCAAGGGACCAAAAGAUGAGGCGAGGGGGAGGAUGUUUAUGAAGUUUGGUAUGAUGAUAAGAAUAGCUGUCAAAGAAGGUGGAUCUAACCCAGAGCUGAAUCUAAAUUUGGCCCACAUACUGGAGCAGUGCAGGAGCAAGAACAUGCCCAAAGCAUCCAUAGAUGCUGCAGUCAAGAGUGCGGAAAAGGCCAAGCCAGCAUCUCAGCACAUGUUUGAGGCUCGGGGACCCGGCGGGUGUCUGCUGCUUGUCGAAGUCCUAACCGACAACAACUCACGCACCCACCAGGAAAUCAAACGCCUGCUUAACAAGAAUGGGGGGAUGCUGUCAGACGGAGCCCGGCAUAACUUCCAGAGGAGGGGAGUGGUGGUCGUGCCAGGUCAGAACAUCACCACGGAGAGAGCACUGGAGCUGGCCAUCAAGGCUGGAGCCGAAGACGUCCAAGAGACGGAGGAUGAGGAGGAGAAGCCCCUGCUGCAGUUUCUCUGUGAUGUGGCUGACCUGAAUAAGGUGAGGGCCUUGUUAAAGGAGCUAGGAAUAGAGGUUUUGUCCUCUGGGCUGGAGUUUGUUCCCCGCACACACGCACCCCUGGACGAGGAUCACCUCGAUGCUGCUUCAAUUCUAAUAGAAGCCCUCAAUGACUGUCCAGAUGUAGUCAGAGUGUGGGACAACAUCCAGGCUCACAGCUGAGGACAGUCUCUGGACACUAGGUGGACACUAACUGUGGAAUAUUGGAGACAAAGGAUUUGCCAGCUGACACCUCAUGGGUGCCGAUACUGCAUGUUAUCAAUAAGAACAGAGUCUUGAAAUUAAAAUUGAGUCUGAAAGUGUGACUGUAUUA